GAGAUAGAAAGAAGUUGAUAACUACUCUGAUGAAGAAGAUUGAAGCACCAAAGACCAUACAAUGCAUUUCUCCAUAAGGUGAGAGAGGUCAAUGAGACAAUUAACAAAAAGUUGAAAGUUUUCAUCUUUUAUUUCUUUUUUUUUUCUAUAAAAUUAUCAAAAGAUGGAGUAAAGCGAAUAGAAAAGCUUUCCCCUUUAUGUGAUAUAAAAAGAAAAAUUCAGAAAAACAAAACUCUUUGUUUCUCUCUCUUAACUCAUAAACUUUUCUUCUUUUAUUAACAAAGAUGUAAAACACACAAAAUCAUCUCCACCAAAUAAAUAAGAAAAAAAAAAUCUCUACUUCUUCCAUCCUACAUAAAAGAACAAAAGAUUCAUCAAAUUUGUUCUUACUUUUCAUUAGUCACAGUACCCUCCCUAUACACUUUCACUACAAACCUCAUCCAAUGAUAGACUACGAGAGAAGCAACAACACCAAGAUCAUCAACCAUCAUUGUAAUCCUCCUCCAUCUUCAUCUUCCUCCGAUCUUCCUCCCGACAGUAAUGGAGCCGCCGUGACCCAAAAGAGGAAACGUCGACCCGCCGGCACACCAGAUCCAGAGGCUGAGGUGGUAUCUUUAUCACCUAGAACACUACUUGAAUCAGACCGGUAUGUGUGUGAGAUAUGUAACCAAGGUUUUCAGAGAGACCAGAAUCUACAGAUGCACAGGAGACGACAUAAAGUUCCAUGGAAGCUUCUUAAAAGAGAGACAAACGAGGAAGUGAAGAAGAGAGUCUACGUUUGUCCAGAGCCGACAUGUCUCCACCACAACCCUUGUCACGCCCUCGGUGAUCUCGUGGGAAUCAAGAAACACUUUCGAAGGAAACACAGCAACCAUAAGCAGUGGAUCUGCGAGAGAUGCUCAAAAGGCUACGCUGUUCAGUCUGAUUACAAAGCGCAUCUCAAAACCUGUGGCACUCGUGGCCAUUCCUGUGAUUGCGGCCGCGUCUUCUCCAGAGUGGAAAGUUUCAUAGAGCACCAAGACAACUGCACCAUGCGCCGAUCUCAAUCCUCCAGCCACCGUUCACAACAACAUACCACAAACACGACACAAACCGCUUCAACCGCCGAGAAUAUUAACCUCUCCGUUGGUCCGGUAUUGCCAAGACAAUCUCCACCAUCUGAUCAAAAACCAUCCAGUUUAUUUUGUCCUUUCGCUGGCUCAAGCGCUACUACUGGCAGUGGCAUCGAGCUUCAGCUACUUCCAUCGCGGGCUAGUGCUGAUGAGACCAGCCUUAGUCUGUCCAUAGGGAUGGAGACAACAAUGAGAAGCUAUGAGAAGGGAGAGACGAGCUUACCAUUGGGAGAAAGAGAGGAAGCGAAAAGGCAAGUCAAAAUUGCGGAACUAGAGUUUGCUGAAGCUAAGAGGAUAAGGCAAAAUGCAAAAGCUGAGCUUCACAAAGCUCAGCUUUAUAGAGAAGAAGCAAGUAGGAGGAUCAAUGCAACGAUGAUGCAAAUCACUUGCCAUAAUUGCAAGAAACAUUUUCAAGCUGUUGCUGCUUCGGGUCAUCCUCCUCAGCCGCCUUGGACCGAUGAGAGUAUGUCUCUUGCCGUGAGCUAUGUUUCAUCGGGGACUACUGAAGGUGAAAAAGCGAGUGAUAGAGCGUCGUCAUAGACCAUAUUCUGCCCUUUUUUUUGUUAUUUUAUUGGAACUGAAGAUGAUCUUUUAAUAUUCUUUGGAGUUUUCGAAAAAUUCUUGGUUUGUUUUUUUUUUCUCAAACAAAAACCGAAGAAGAAAAGAGUUUUGUUAUAUGAAAUAUGUGGAUUGUAACUUUGUUUGCUGGAUCUUGUAACUUUGGUUAGUGUAAUAACCGUUCUUGGGUAAUAUAAAUCAAGAACGGUUAUUUAAUUUACCUUUAACAAAG
Eruca vesicaria subsp. sativa (arugula) is the source of this 1902-nucleotide messenger RNA. NCBI's taxonomy places the organism in Eukaryota, Viridiplantae, Streptophyta, Magnoliopsida, Brassicales, Brassicaceae. The record is from the annotation of a GenBank genome assembly.